This is a messenger RNA of Helianthus annuus (common sunflower), 1685 nucleotides long. RefSeq names its product TGACG-sequence-specific DNA-binding protein TGA-2.1. Gene Ontology annotation, molecular function: DNA-binding transcription factor activity; sequence-specific DNA binding. The record is from RefSeq and is a predicted model, not a curated record. The transcript has 12 exons. Bases 142 to 1398 code for a protein of 418 amino acids. NCBI's taxonomy places the organism in Eukaryota, Viridiplantae, Streptophyta, Magnoliopsida, Asterales, Asteraceae. Gene Ontology annotation, biological process: regulation of DNA-templated transcription; DNA-templated transcription.
AUUUUAUUAAAAAAAUAAAAAAGAUACCAAGGCUGCUUGAUUUUUAGCACAACCCCCUAAACUCCAAGUCAACAAGAUCCAUUUUACCUCCUCAAAGCACCUUCUAACCUUAUGAACUGGCGAUUUUUAAGAUGGUGAUUUAUGGGUAGCAAAAGCUUCAAGGUUGCUGGAAAGGUUUACACAAGUGUUGCUGACUCGAUGCCUAGCUUUAUCGCCAAUUCAAAUGGUGCAGAGGGGAACACCGGUCAAUCCUCACGAGUUUCUAAUGUUGGACCCCAUGAACAAUCCAUAGGAUUUCGUGGAGGAGCGUACAACUCGACGUCUUUGAUCAAUCAAACCAUGCACCCUGAUCUCCAAUUUAGUUCAUACGAAAAGGUGUUACAAGGACAAAAUAUAUCUCAACCGAAUCAAGUUUCAAACUCCGAUACAUCCACCGAGGACCCCGAUGACAAGAUUCAAAGUUUCGAUGUUGAUCCAUCCAACCCUUUUAUGGCUUCUGGUUCUAAUGACAAACAGAAAGAUAAAUUUCCUGAACAAAAGACACAAAGACGACUGGCUCAGAACCGUGAGGCAGCUAGAAAGAGCCGGUUGAGGAAAAAGGCAUAUGUGCAACAAUUGGAGAAUAGUCGAUUGAAGCUAACUCAACUAGAGCAGGAGGUCCAGCGAGCUCGAAAGCAGGGUGUUGUCAUUUCAAACACGGGUGACCAGUCUCAACCAAACAGCGGGAACGGAUCGUUGGCAUUUGUAGCGGAAUAUUCACGGUGGUUAGAAGAGCAAAGCAAACAUACAAGUGAACUCAGGGCGGCAGUUACUUCACAUAAAAGUGACAGUGAACUCCGUUCGUUAGUGGAAAACGCCACCACACAUUUUAACGAUAUUUUUAGACUAAAAAAAAUUGCAGCAAAAGCUGAUGUUUUCCAUAUUAUUUAUGGAAUGUGGACGUCACCUGCCGAACGGUGUUUUCUAUGGAUCGGUGGUUUUCGUUCAUCUGAACUACUCAAGCUUCUUGUGAGUCACUUGGAACCGCUGACCGAGCAACAAUUAGCAAGCAUUGAUCAUUUACAACAAACGUCAUUGCAAGCAGAAGAAGCGUUAUCACAAGGAAUGGAUGCAUUGCAGCAAUCGUUGGCCGAUACGUUAGCCAGAGAUGCACCCGUGGUCCCACCUGGCUCAUCGGGUAUGGCUAACUACAUGGGUCAAAUGGCUAUGGCUAUGGGCAAGUUGGGCUCACUUGAAAAUUUUCUACGCCAGGCGGAUCACUUGAGGGAAAAAACAUUACAACAAUUGCACACAAUACUUACGACCCGACAAUCAGCACGGGCUUUACUUGCAAUUAACGACUAUUUUUCUCGGCUUCGAGCCCUAAGCACUCUUUGGCUCGCUCGCCCACAAGAGUAAUACAUUGUGCCUUAUAGUAGAGGUAACUUGUUGUGCAAGUAAACAGAAUGUAAUUUCGUGUACAGUAGGUUAUGUAACUCUAAAUCGCAGUGUGGCUGUUAAAAAUAGGUUGCAGCAAUAUUCUCAUUUAGGAUCAAAUAGGAGUAGCAAAAUAAUAAAGUGGAUUGUGUUGUGAUUAUGAUAUUUGAUAUGGUGAAUUCAUGUAUUUUUAGGGAUAUAUUUGUUGGUGGUUUGUUGAUUGUAUAAAGACACAAAUGUCUUUCUUAUGUUUAGAAUGUUUUGCUACA